AUGAUAACUCGUGAGAAGCAUUUUCUUGAUCGUCACCGAUUGAUGAAAGAUAAAGAUCUUGAAAUGGCAAAAAAUACAUUUAAUUUGAAUAAAGACGACGAUGUAACAGUUAUACGCUUCGACAUUAAAGUGGAUGAAACAAUUCAACAACGACUUGAUAGCAUACACAAACAUAUUGUUUGUAUCGUUGGACAAUAUGAUAAAAUUAUUCCGUAUUAUGAAUCUUUAUUAGAGCAAAUAUCUUUAUCAGAUCAAUAUGAUGAAUAUCAAAAAAUUAAAAUAGGAAUUCUUUAUGUACUCAAUGGCAACAAUGGAAGUGCCUUACAAUAUUUUAGACAAGCGGUGAUAAAAUGUCUCAGUUUUUCUAUUGAUAAAACAGUCGUUAUCCACAAAACGAUUGGUGAAGUGUAUCGUAGCAAACGUUUUUACUUCGGAUCAUCAAAACAUUUUAAUCAACCAUUUGAAAUAAUUGAAGAAUUUUAUCCUUAUGAUUAUGGAAAAGCAGAGUCACAUAGAAGAAUUGCAGAAGUUUAUUUCGACAUGAAAAGUUUCGAUUUAUAA
Didymodactylos carnosus is the source of this 561-nucleotide messenger RNA. The record is from the annotation of a GenBank genome assembly. Lineage: Eukaryota; Metazoa; Rotifera; Eurotatoria; Philodinida; Philodinidae.